CUCGAGGCUUUCAUAUGUCCUCUACAUCUGAGACCGAGGCGGCGGCAGCUGUGAACUACGAGAACUUCCUGCAAGCAGACUACUUCAGCCUCUCUGCACGAGUUCUCUUCUUAUGGGACUACUGCGUGACCUUUGAUGACGAAGUUCACUGGAUCUGGAGUCAGAAGAUGAACCCGGCGACGAUGCUUUUCAUAGCAAAUCGCUAUGUCAACCUUCUAAUCACGAUUCUUGAGCUACUGGAGCAGGCUUCCUUUCAAGAUGCCAAGAGCUGUGGAGCUUUUAUUCGUAUACUACAGUCUCUGCUCGUCGUCGCAUUGCUCAUUUUUUCAGCAUUUACCACCUUACGUGUAUAUGCCAUUUGGGGCCGUGACUGGAGGCCAGCCUUGCCGGUGCUGGCGUUAUCUCUCGUGUCUCCUGUCUUAAACAUCAUCAUAGAUGUUCAUAAGAAUACCCAGACUGCGCCAUCGCCGACUUUUGGCUGCGCAGUGAGCAUACAGCGGAUGACAAGCGCAUCGUAUAGCAAGUUUAUAAUCGCAAAUCGUGCAACCACUAUUGCCUAUGAUGGCCUUGCCCUUCUCCUUACACUUCUCAAAACAAUGCAAGUCAAGGAACGAGCGUUGAAAAUGAGGAUCAAAGGUGGCCUAAGCGAAGUUCUUGUCAAAGACGACUCCCUCUAUUUCCUCAUAUUGCUCGUUGUUAAUCUAGCCCAGAUUGUGGUGGCUUCUCAGGUAUCAGUAGGUAUCUCAAGAGCUGUCAUGAAUGUUCACUGACCUCAACGCUCAUCUCGCGCUUCUUCUUGGACCUACGACGAGCCGC
This is a messenger RNA of Phanerochaete carnosa HHB-10118-sp, 816 nucleotides long. RefSeq lists its product as uncharacterized. The record is from RefSeq and is a predicted model, not a curated record. The coding region runs from base 15 to 770 and encodes 251 amino acids. Lineage: Eukaryota; Fungi; Basidiomycota; Agaricomycetes; Polyporales; Phanerochaetaceae. The transcript has 10 exons.